Schistosoma haematobium is the source of this 4526-nucleotide messenger RNA. It is a transcript of the gene EML1, whose product is annotated as Echinoderm microtubule-associated protein-like 1. The transcript is spliced from 16 exons. Gene Ontology annotation, biological process: microtubule cytoskeleton organization. Gene Ontology annotation, cellular component: mitotic spindle. The coding region runs from base 70 to 2583 and encodes 837 amino acids. The record is from RefSeq and is a predicted model, not a curated record. Gene Ontology annotation, molecular function: microtubule binding. Lineage: Eukaryota; Metazoa; Platyhelminthes; Trematoda; Strigeidida; Schistosomatidae.
GUUUUAAAGUACCAAGGUCAAUAACCUACGACCUUGCAACUAAUUUAACUACAUUAGAACGUCUAAGGGAUGCAUGUUGAAUUAAUGAACUUGGAGAAUGCUGGUCUCCAGGACCGUGUUAUAGAUUUGGAAAAACGAAGUGCUGAACAAGCCAAUGAACUAGCUUGUCUAAGAAGCUCUUUGGCUGAUUGUCUACGUCGCUUAAAUCUUUUGGAAAGUGCUAGAGGUAUGAAAUUGCAUUCUUCUCAAAGACCAGUUUUGCACAAUAAUGGCUCCAAUGUGACUAAAACUAAUUCACGUACUGACUCAUCCUAUUCAUCAAGACGACAUACAAGUUCUCGUAAUCCUACUUCUACUGGACAUCAAUCGAAAAAUUCACGUGACAGUUCAUUAGUUGUUCCACAUACUACAACAACGAGUACAACAGCAAGAACUCGUUUAAAAAGUCCUCAAAGUGUUCGAUUAAGUUCAUCAUCAACUACUUUAAAUAAUCAAGCGGUUGGUGUUAGCGGUGGAACAAAUCAAACAAGCUCCAAGGAAACUACUUAUUUACCAGGUGAUGGAAUUCUACGAUUUUAUAUUCGCGGACGUCCAGUCAAUGUUUAUAUGCCUACGCAAAUUAUGCAUAAUUAUGAUUUGUCAAUUCCAUUGAAAGCACCGGAUACGACGUUGAAAUUGGAAUGGAUUUAUGGUUAUCGUGGGCGAGACUGUCGAAAUAAUUUACAUUAUCUUCCAACUGGAGAGUUAAUUUAUUUUGUUGCAGCUGUUGUAGUAUUGUAUAAUAUUGAAGAGCAAUGCCAAAGACAUUAUUUGGAACAUACUGAUGAUGUAAAAUGCAUUGCUAUCCAUCCUGAUCGUAUUACUGUGGCUACUGGUCAGUCUGCAGGACAUGAUAAACAGUUUGGAAAACCACAUGUACGAAUUUGGAGUUCAGUCGAUUUGAAAACACUGAAAAUUAUUGGUUUAGGCGAAUUUGAACGUUCAGUAUGUUGUUUGUCCUUUUCAAAAACGGAUAGCGGAGUUAAAUUAUGUGCAGUUGACGAAGCUACAGAUCAUGUAAUUUCAAUAUGGGAUUGGCAGAAAAGUCGCAAAAUAACGGAAACUAAAUGUUCCACAGAACCAAUUACAGCUGUUGAAUUUCAUCCAUUAGAUGAUGCAACCCUUGUAACUGGUGGUAAAGGUCAUUUAGCAUUUUGGACAUUUGAUGGAUGUACACUAAGUAAAAAGAUGGGAAUAUUUGAAAAUGGUAAACAGCCAAUCGAUAAACCUAAAUUUAUACUUUGUUUAACAUUUGCUGAAAAUGGUGAUCUACUGACUGGUGAUUCUGCUGGGAAUAUUAUUGCAUGGAAACGAGGUACAAAUACAGUGAAUCAAAUAUGUCAAGGUGUACAUGAAGGCGGUAUAUUUUCAUUGUGUUUAACAAAUAAUGGACAUCUUAUAUCUGGUGGUGGGAAAGAUCGUCGUUUAGUAUUCUUUGAUGCAGCUCUUAAUCCAACUGGUCAUACUGAAGAAUUAACUGAAUUAUAUGGUGCUGUAAGAACUAUUACACAAGGUCCUGGAGAAUUGUUAAUUAUUGGCACAACGAAGAAUAUGAUACUACAGGCUGGUCCUGGUAUGGAAAUAAGUCCUUUAAUGUUUGGUCAUUCUGAAGAAUUUUGGAGUCUUGCUAAACAUCCACAAGCUCAUCAAUUUUUAACUGGUGGACGUGAUCAUUUAGUAAUUCUAUGGGAUUCAUUAUCAAAACAAGCUAUUUGGUCAAAAGAAUUCACUGAUGCUAUACAUUGUGCUGCAUUCUAUCCACUUCAAUCAGUUUCAAUAACAAAUGGGACUAUGAGUCCAGUUAAUAAUAAUGAUAAUAAUAUAAUUGAUGAAACAAAUAAUUUAGAUUUCAAUGUAUCAAUGAUGAAUUCACAUGAUUUAUUAGUAGUAUUAGGCACAAGUACAGGACGUUGGUUAGUAUUCAAUUGUUUAAAACAAGAAAUAAUUGCUGCACAUUCCGAUGGACUUGGUGAACAGAUCGAAUGUGUUGCAUAUUCACCUGACGGAAAUUACUUAGCUCUUGGUUCACGAGAUAAUGUUAUUUAUGUAUAUAAUGUGUUAGAACGUGGCUACAAAUAUAAUCGUGUUGGACGAUGCUGCGGUCAUAGUAGUUUUAUCCUGCAUAUUGAUUGGUCUGUAGAUGGGCGAUUUUUACGUUCUGUAUCAGGAGAUUAUGAAAUACUGUUCUGGACUGCAUUUGAUUGUAGACAAGUUGUCUCACCUAGUACACUACGUGAUUUAGAAUGGGCUAGUCAAACAUGUACACUUGGUUGGGAAGUAGCUGGAAUUUGGCCAUCUGAUUCAGAUGGUACUGAUGUUAAUGCUUGUGAUCAUAGUCCAACUGCUGAUAUUUUAGCUACUGGAGAUGAUUAUGGAAAAGUUAAACUAUUCAAAUAUCCAACUAAUAAACCAAAGGCUGAAUUUCGUGCUUAUAAUGGUCAUUCAAGUCAUGUGACAAAUGUAACAUUUUUAUAUGAUGGAUCUAGAUUAAUAUCUAUUGGGGGCAAAGAUACAGCUGUAUUACAAUGGGAAGUAUGUAUUUAACACAUGAUAUUGUAUGAUAAAUACAUAUUCAUCAUUUAUUUAAUCAGUUUCUUCUUCUUCUUCUUCAGUAUUGUUCAUAGUUAUUAUUCUCAUUUUCUAUUCAUACUCUCACCAUAUCAUCCAUCUACAACUCAAUGAUACGUUUGAGGGCAAUAAAAAUAAAAAGAGUCAUUCUAAUGCUGUCUGUAUGGUUUUCUGAUGCCUUCAAAUUUAAAUGUAUUUGUCAUAAUCAUUCAUUAUUCAUAAAGUAUGAUCAUGUAUGUGUGCAAUACACUUACAAUUACAGAAGAAUACCAUUUAGCAUAGUUAAUUUAUUGUUAUAGUCGAUAACCUCUCUUCUUAUUAAAAUUAUUAACAUGUUUGUUUUGCUAAUGUUACUAUUUCUCUCCAAUCCAACCCCCCCCCCCGAAAAACGCUUGUUUUUCUUUUUUUUUACAAAUAUACCAUAUUAUUAAAUUGUUUAUUGAUUUAUUUAUUUAAAAAAAAUAAACGGCAUCGUUUUCUCGUGAUAAAACAGAGAAAUAUAUACUACUACUGUUUACUCACCUACCUACCUAUCUACCUAUCUGCUUACUUACUUGUCUCUUCUCAUACUUAUCGAUGAUUUUUCCUCUUUGCUCAUUUUCGCUUUUUUUUUCUUUCUUAUUUUAUCAUCAUUCGUGACAUUUUAGUUUUGCUAAUUUGGGUAAAAAUAAUUAUCAAUUUUUUGUUUACAUGAAGCGAGUAUUAUUAUUAUUAUUAUUAUUAUUAUUAUUAUUAUUAUUAUUAUUAUUAUUAAAAUCCCUGUAUUUGUGAAGUCGAUUAUUUCUGUUUCCUAAAUUUUUACACUAAUGAUGUUUAUAUGUUAUUAAAAUGGGGGAAAAAACCUUGGGAAUGUACACAUACACACACACACACACACACACACGCUCAUACACUUACUUACGCCUGUUACUCCCGAUGGAGCAUAGGCCGCCGACCAGCUCAUACACACACACACACAUAAAUACAUUGGCAAAACUACAUAUUAUACACUAAAUGUGUUGACUGUUAUAUUGACUUCUAUCAAUGUUGACAACAUUCGAUAAAAGAAUGAAACAAAACAAAAAAGGUAAUUAACAAUGUUUUUUUCACAGGUUCUAUUUUGUUUCUUGUCUUUAAAAUUUAAUACAUUCACUGUUUACUAUCUGCAUUCCACUCUAUUUCCUUCUAUUACUUUAUACAGGCAUAUAGAGAUUUGAUUUUAAAUGCAUUCAUUGUUUGUAUUUUUAAUAAUAAUGAUAAUGAGGAGGAGAACGAGAUUUUUCUUUGUGUGGCUUUUUGUUUGUUUUCUUCAUAAGUUCUAAUCUUUCUUCUCUAUCGAUAUUGUGUGUAAAUGGGUGAAUUGUUAUAAAUGAAUGGAGUAUGGUUUUCAGUUCUGUUCCUUCUUCUUCUUCUUCUCUUUGUGGUCAUUGGUUUAUAUACAGAAAGAUGUUUUAAAACAAUUCAUUAUUCUAGUAAUAUUACAUUAAUAUAUAUAUGUUGUAUUCAUAAAUUAUGGCUAAGAAAAUGUCAUAAAUAGUUUAUCUUGGUGCCUGUGUAUGUACUACUUAAUUUGACUACUAUUUAUCGACACUAUAUAUAUAUAUAUAUAUAUAUAUAUAUAUAUAUAUAUAUAUAUAUAUAUAUAUAUAGACAGAUAGAUGGAUUUCUUGACUUUAAUUAAUGUUUCCUUCUAUAGUUUAUUUAUUUCAUUGUUUGUUCUUGACAUUGUCGACUACAUGUCUUCUUCAUACUAUACAUACACAAAUAGAUAGAUAGAUAGAUCAGGUUUAUAUGGAUCAAUUUCAAUUGUGUUUUCCUCUUUUGAUGUUCAUUGUUCUUUCAUUGAUUAUAACAUUGAAUUUUGAAUUUGUGCAUAAUUUGUUUAAAUAAUGCUCAUUUGAUCUUUUAAAAAUGAAAUAAAUUAUUUUUUUCUCCUAUAG